UCUCCUCUUCGAUUGGGAGCCCGUAGUCCCGUACCCAGCACUGUAGCCUGCAGCAGCAGCUCCUGUUGUCUGGCUGGCCGGCUUUAUGGCCGUCAUCUCACCUGCAGCGAGUUCAAGUACAACCACGUCAGGGGCUGCCCACAGCGCAGUAACUCCACUGCGGUCACUCGAGCGGCCUCGUCAUCUGCCCCGUCGCGUCGCCAUGGAUUCUUGAUGGGGAGUGCGUGGGAGUGGGUGCUCGAGAAAAAGAUCGAGGGCUUUCUGGUGCUGUGGUGCUUGCUUCACGCUGCAUUGUUCUGCGGAAGCUGGAACUCUUGAUCUCACCGCCCUGCUUGUGAGUUCUUGGCGUUUUCGGAGUGAUUAGCUUUGCGUUGGUUCUUGAUCUGUUCUCGCCAUCUUGGAGGGUGGGCCUUGAGUUGGGAAUGAGUUCCUGGCGUUUCUUGAUUGCCUCUUGCUGAUCCGAUCCGAUCCGAUCCCUAAGUGCUCGCGCGCAAGAUGAGCAUCCCGCACCUGUUCAGGUGCCCGAUCAGCCUGGACAUCUUCACGGACCCCGUGACGCUGUGCACGGGGCAGACGUACGACCGCCCCUGCAUCGAGCGCUGGCUCGCCGCCGGCCACCGCACGUGCCCCGUCACAAUGCAGCCGCUCGGCGACGCCGUGCUCGUGCCCAACCGCACCCUGCGCCACCUCAUCGAGCGCUGGCUCUCCGCCGACCAACAGGUACCCGAGCCCACGGCCGCCGAUGAUGACCACGCAGAGGAGCCGUCUCUCGCGGCGCUCAAGCGCUGCCUCCAGUCCGGCGCCGGCGCCGGCGCCAAUGCCAAGGUGGCCGCGCUCAAGAAGGUGGCGACGCUGGCGUCCGAGUCGGACGUCGGCCGCGCGUGCAUGCUCCAGCUGGGGUUCCUGCCCGUGCUGCUGCAGCUCGUCUUCCACGCGCCGGCGCCGUGGGACCUGUCCGAGCAGGAGGAGCUGGCGCUCCAGUGCGCGCUGAGCCUGCUGCCGUCGAGCCCGACCUCGCCCCAACACGGCUGCCUCAACAUGCUCAAGACGGAGGCCAGCCUGACGUCCUUGGUGUGGCUCCUGGAGCGCGGCCGCGCCCGGGUCAGGGCGGGCCUGUGUCGGCUCCUGGAGACGAUCGCCACGGCCGCGGCGACGCGGGAGCUGGCGAUCGCCGCCGCCGCAUCGCCGCGCGUCUGGCGGGCGCUCCUGCCCCUCCUGCAUCACGGCGACGAGCGCGUCUCGGGCGCCGCGGUGCGCGCGGUCGCGGCGGUCUGCUGCGCGGCCGAGCCCGCGUGCGGCAGCGCCGUCCACCACGGCGCCGUGCCCGAGCUCCUCAAGUGCCUGUCGUGGGCGUCGGCGGGGAAGGGAGGCGGCGCCGCCGCCGCGGCGGCGUCGAGCGCGCUGGCGGCGCUGGAGGCGCUGGCCGCGUCGGAGGCCGGGCGCAGGGCGGUGGCGCGCGAGCCCGGCGCGGUGCGGGCGCUGGUGAGGCACGUGUUCAUGAUGUCGUCGAGCAACGAGGGCAGCGAGCACGCGGUGGCGGCGCUGCUGGUCGUGUGCAGGGAGUCGAGGGCGGCGCGGAGCGAGGCCGCCGGAGCCGGGGUGGUGACGCAGGUGCUGCUGCUGCUGCAGAGCCAGUGCGGCACCAGGGCCAAGACCAAGGCGAGGUCGCUGCUGAAGCUGUUCAGGUCCAUGUGCAGCAAUCAAGCAAGGGGGUUAGGUUAGGAGUUGAUGCCGGUGUGAAGGUGCUAGACGUUCUUGGCUUUCAAGCUGUAAGUCCUGCAUCAAGAACGUCUGUUAAUUAA
Molecule: messenger RNA, 1802 nt
Organism: Panicum hallii
Lineage: Eukaryota; Viridiplantae; Streptophyta; Magnoliopsida; Poales; Poaceae
Product: U-box domain-containing protein 25-like
Exons: 1
Coding region: 496-1722 (408 amino acids)
Biological process (GO): protein ubiquitination
Molecular function (GO): ubiquitin protein ligase activity
Source: RefSeq, a predicted model, not a curated record